AUGAACGGCCCGCUUCUGAAGGUCACAUCUUCGAAUUUGACGUCGCUUAACGGUAUAGAAUACGAUCUCGACGACGCGUUUGGCCAACACCGCAAAUUCACCUUUGACAUUAUCCUCAGCUCCACAGCCAAUAUCCUAGGGCUACUGCGGUUUGAACUACGAGUUCUCCGUUUCUUCAACGACAUCUGCGUUCCUUUCCUUACCUACAACGUCAACAAACGCCACAGCAUCGUGUGGGAGGUGGUCGUGCCGCAAUACGUGACAUCCUCACCGUCCAUCCGACUGGCUAUACUAGCCAUGGGGUGUCUCAAUAUCAUGCCAGUUUUGGGCAUGGAACGGCUUAUUCAGGAGAAUAUGGACCCCACGGAGGUGGCCAAAACGCUCGAGGCCAGCAGCGAUACGUUCGAGGUGCAGCGGCUUUUUGCUGAUGACUACAUGAUGGAUCUGGGCGACGACAUCAACCUUUUUCGCCAUGCUUCGGAGUUUUUCACCCAUGCUGUUAGUGGCACCCACGAGGCGGUCCAGCAGCUUCUGGAUCCCAAUCUCUCUCGCCAGGAAAGAGCAGAAAGCCUUAACGAUGCUACAAUCACCAGCUACCUCAUGUACAGCUUUAUAGGGCUACAUCCGUGGAAAAUGCUUCCGCUAGUGCACUUUCCCGAGCCUGGCGAGGAGCCCAAACCGGAUAUGCUUAGUAUUGCCGCUGGCAUGAAGACGUUGAUUGUGGGUAAUUUGGAUGAGCUCAGGGCUUCCGAUAUAGGCGAGCUUUUCUUCAUGGACGAGUUGCAGUUUGUGUUUCGGCAGAAGGUCAAGCUUGUGGAGGAUGUGAAUGACCAGCUCAAUGAGCACUUGCAGAAGUACAGUUUCUUGCAAAUCGACCUGACGGUGAGCUCCUUUAUUGGAGACAUGAAGGAAGCACUCAUGUUGUUCGACAAGGCGUGCUCCAUUUCCGUCAAGUUCAACUACCCCGUUUUCCUAUACAAAUGGCUCCCGAUGGUGGGACCACAGCUCAUUCCACACGUCAGAGCAAAAGAGCCUUUCGCCAUGCACUUCUUGUACGUCUACGCCGUUCUUUGUAUAUACUUCAAGUUCUGGUGCUUUGAGCAGAACGUGUGGAAAGACUACGUUGUGUGGUUUAGGGACAACUAUACUUUGUGUGAGUUUGACGAGCGGCUAUAUCAGUACGUUGUCGUUGGAAGACACUACAUUGAAAACGAAAACUACAUGGAUCUUCGAAACUUCGACGUGUGGUCCAAGCGGUUUGAUCACGUAAGCAACGUCUCGUCCUACGAGCUGACGGCUACAUCCACAAACGGAGACAUGAAUUCCUGGAGCGAUGCUGAUUUCAGAGGUGUGAGCCCGUUGGACCAAUUUAGCAGUGAAUUUGUAGCUCCAAGUGGAUCUGAAAGCUGGAGCGGUGGUUCUUUUAUACCCAAGCCGUUUGAAGCUAGUUCUAGCUCUGGCUUUUUUGACUGA
This is a messenger RNA of Candidozyma pseudohaemuli, 1473 nucleotides long. RefSeq lists its product as uncharacterized. The coding region runs from base 1 to 1473 and encodes 490 amino acids. The transcript has a single exon. The record is from RefSeq and is a predicted model, not a curated record. Lineage: Eukaryota; Fungi; Ascomycota; Pichiomycetes; Serinales; Metschnikowiaceae.